AUGUUAACCUCAUCCAUUGAUAACGAUGAGGAUCACUUUCGUGAACGUCUGGAUUCUAUCAAUAAAGAGAUGCAGGACAUCAUUGAUCGUACGGCAAUCCAACGAGAUAAAAUAUUUCGCAGCAGCGCCAUAAGGUCAUCGCCGUGGAGUUUGGCAGACGGUCAAAUCAUGGGAAUUACAGACUCUAUCAAUAUUCCUCAUAAUUUUUCUUCUACUACUACUACUACUGCUGCUGCUACUGCUGCUGAUGUUGUUGUUGCUGCUGCUGCUCCUACGCAAAGGAUUCUAGAUGAGGCAGCUCUUAAACGAAUAGUGGCAGAUGAAAUGAACAAGUGGAAAAGUACUUUUCAACAAAAUCUUAAUGACACCGUCAGUAAUGUACACUCGGAUGUGGAUCGUCGCUUUGAGGCCGUGCAGAAAUCUCAACUGGAACUUGCAGAAUCAUUGAAGGAAGCCGUAGAAGCAUCACAGCGGAGUAUAAAGGAAGUUCAGACAGUUCUUACUCAAAUGCAACGUACAUCCGGUCGAACCGUAGAGGAUCUCGCUAGAGAACUCGAUAAAUAUGUGAGAAAGAAUUCACUGGAGCAGACUCGUUUAUGUGAUGCGGUUGCGGCUCUGGAAAAUGAAUCACGGAUUGAUCAACAACGUGGUGAUCGUCGUGUGGAUGAACUUGUACGUCGUCACCAUGAUCUUGUGCGUAACUCAUUAUUACAGUUGGAUGCCCAUGUGGAUGGUUUACGUGAUGAACUGCAGUCUACUCUGCGUGUACAGGCUCGUCAAGCUGCAGAAGAGAGCGAUUUAUUACAUCAGCAAGUGUCUCGUGUACAGGGUUCAUUAGAAGCGACAAAUGAUACCGUGGCAAGAUGGGUUGCAGAAUUACGAACACUGAUGGAAGAGAAUAUCACUCGUCGCAGUGAAGUACGUUCAUGUCGUCGUGAUUUUAAUCGACUGGAGAUGUUGCUGCAGUGUCUUCCUGUUACGGAUGGUAAUAAUAGCGGUGGUAUCAGAAUAUCGAAGGAAAAGGGAAACGGAACUCAAGGUGAUAUAAUGAAUAUAUCCAAUGGAGGAGGAGGAGGAGGAGGAAGAGGUGGAGGAGUUUCAAGAGAGGGAUUUAUGGCAUUGAAUGAGAAGGUUGAUUUUCUCUCCACAAAUAUGCAAAAGAUGGAAAAACAAAUAGUAAUGAUGGAUACAGCUUUGCGAUCUUUAUUUGCACGUGGGGGUGCUGCUGCCGCUGCUGGUAAUAAUGCUUCCUAUUUAAGUCAAUCCCAUUCGGGAAUGAUGGAAGGGAGGAGUUAUCGUCCAAGUCCGUUGGAUACAAGAAGUUUUCAUACCACUGAUCCCUCCCAACUCUCACAAGAUGUCUCUCCAAUGAGUAUGGGAAGUCAACAUCAACAACAACAACAAAUGAGGAUGAUGAUGCAAAAUCGUUCUUCUCUUGGUCCAGGAGUAAUGGCAAGAGCGCACGGUGGAUUGUCACCAAUGAGUUCAUCUACACCAUCUCCAAUGUCUGCCACUACACGCCUUGGUAACGCUCCAAGUUUUGAUCCAAGAAAACAAAAUCAUCACUACCAACAACAACAACAACAUCCCCAUCACCAAUAUCAACAUCAACAGCAUCAACAUCAUUAUCAUCAAAUGUUACUACAACAACAACAACAACAACAGAGACAACAAGAAGAAGAAGAAAAGCGUAGAGCAUCGUUGAUGGGUGCAGGAUCAAGAUCUCGUCAUGUCUCUGGGGAAUGGGGAAGUCCAGCAGAUCGCUCAGGUCCCUCAUCUCGGAGAUUCCCUCAACGAAUGGAAGAUGUAAUGCAUUCACAACAGCGAGAGGUUCCGCAUGCGUCAGAGUCCACAGCCUCUGAAGGCGCUACAAAAGGACCAACAUCUCAAAAAAGUGAUUCAGAUGUGAGAUCACAUGUACCUACCCCAAGUGAUUCAUACGUGACUGAUGCUGAUGUGAAUGAGCGAGACGAAGACACAUCUAUGCAGUAUGUCCCUGCUCCUUCAAGUGAUGUUGAGAGUGAGCUGGAAAAUAAAAAGUUGGCUCGUUUGGCACUAGACUAA
Messenger RNA from Trypanosoma theileri, 2064 nucleotides. RefSeq lists its product as uncharacterized. Gene Ontology annotation, biological process: positive regulation of transcription by RNA polymerase II; cell population proliferation; leaf development. The transcript has a single exon. Gene Ontology annotation, cellular component: nucleus. Lineage: Eukaryota; Euglenozoa; Kinetoplastea; Trypanosomatida; Trypanosomatidae. Gene Ontology annotation, molecular function: transcription coactivator activity. The record is from RefSeq and is a predicted model, not a curated record. The coding region runs from base 1 to 2064 and encodes 687 amino acids.